Papilio machaon (common yellow swallowtail) is the source of this 871-nucleotide messenger RNA. RefSeq names its product myosin regulatory light chain 2 (gene Mlc2). Gene Ontology annotation, cellular component: myosin II complex; cytoplasm. The transcript has 3 exons. The record is from RefSeq and is a predicted model, not a curated record. NCBI's taxonomy places the organism in Eukaryota, Metazoa, Arthropoda, Insecta, Lepidoptera, Papilionidae. Gene Ontology annotation, molecular function: calcium ion binding; myosin heavy chain binding. Gene Ontology annotation, biological process: locomotion; post-embryonic development. Bases 146 to 754 code for a protein of 202 amino acids.
AUGGAAUGGUCGACCGACACUCGGACGAGAAGAGCGGGGAGGGGAUGGGAGAGGCCUGGACGUCGAGGCGGGAACGAAAUCUCGGAGUCAGGGUGAGACUGCCGAGCGGUACAGUCUCUCUAUCGUCGAUCCAACAAACAACACAAUGGCGGAUAAGGACAAGAAGGUAAAGAAGAAGAAGGCGCCGAAGGAGGAAGCGCCCGCAGAGGAGGCACCCGCGCCCGCGGCGCCCGCUGGCGAUCGCCAGUCAUCGCGCGGCAGCCGCAAGGCCAAGCGCACCGGCUCCAAUGUCUUCUCCAUGUUCUCACAGAAACAGGUCGCCGAGUUCAAAGAAGCCUUCCAACUGAUGGAUCACGACAAGGACGGUAUCAUCGGAAAGAACGACCUCCGCGCCACCUUCGACUCGCUCGGCAGGCUGGCGACGGAGAAGGAGCUCGACGACAUGGUCAGCGAGGCGUCCGGCCCCAUCAACUUCACCCAGCUGCUCACCCUUUUCGCCAACCGCAUGUCCGGCGGCUCCGACGAUGACGACGUCGUCAUCAAUGCCUUCAAGACCUUCGACACCGAGGGCAAGAUCGACUCGGAGCGGCUGAGGCACGCGCUCAUGACCUGGGGCGAUAAGUUCUCCGCCGACGAGGUCGACGAGGCUUACGACCAGAUGGAGAUCGACGACAAGGGCUUCAUCGACACACAGAAGCUGAUCACCAUGCUCACCGCCAGCGCCGAGGAGGAGGAGGGCGGCGAGGCGGCGUGAGCCACCCCCAGCUGCAGCACCACCCGGCACCAACACCUAACCGCUGACGACAGCUCCGACAGUCCACCCGGUCCACUCGGUUCGCACAGAACGGAUUAAAUGUAGACCGAACCGAAA